UAAAACUUUCGUCAGAGAAGAUGGCAUUGAUCCCAAGCUUCUUCGGCAGCUCUCGAAACAGCAUCUUUGAUCCAUCUUGGGACCCGUUUAAGGACUUUACUUUCCCUUCAUUUUCCGCUCAUUUCCCUCAACAAAUCUCCUCUGCUUUGGUUGACACACGUGUGGACUGGAAGGAGACCCCAGAGGCCCACGUGUUCAAGGCCGAUCUUCCAGGGCUUAAGAAGGAGGAAGUGAAGGUGGAGAUUGAAGAUGACAGGGUGCUUCACAUAAGUGGAGAGAGGAACAUAGAGAAGGAAGACAAGAACGACACUUGGCAUCGUCUAGAACGUAGCAGUGGCAAGUUCUGUAGGAGGUUCAGGUUGCCAGAGAAUGUGAAGAUGGAUCAGAUUAAGGCUUCUAUGGAGAAUGGAGUGCUCACUGUGACUGUUCCUAAAGUGGAGGUUAAGAAACCUGAUGUCAAGGCCGUUGAAAUUUCAGGUUAA
Molecule: messenger RNA, 482 nt
Organism: Pistacia vera
Lineage: Eukaryota; Viridiplantae; Streptophyta; Magnoliopsida; Sapindales; Anacardiaceae
Product: 18.5 kDa class I heat shock protein-like
Exons: 1
Coding region: 21-482 (153 amino acids)
Biological process (GO): protein complex oligomerization; protein folding; response to salt stress
Source: RefSeq, a predicted model, not a curated record